This is a messenger RNA of Penicillium verhagenii, 777 nucleotides long. RefSeq lists its product as uncharacterized. The transcript has 2 exons. The record is from RefSeq and is a predicted model, not a curated record. The coding region runs from base 1 to 777 and encodes 258 amino acids. Lineage: Eukaryota; Fungi; Ascomycota; Eurotiomycetes; Eurotiales; Aspergillaceae.
AUGACAGUCGAAGUAGCCGUACCGACCCUGAGCGGUGCAUCAACAAAACUCGGCCUGGGCAAAGAGCCAAGCCCUCAACCCAUCUUGAAUCGGCUACUCCGGCACGAUCUGGUAACAUCGGAUUUCGACGAAUUGAAGUUCCAAGCUGCUGCGUCUCGCCAAUUGCAACUGCCGGCAGACGGACCGCACCAAAAGUACGACGCUUCAGACAUCCAAGACUCCCGUCUGAUCGCCUCACCAUACAAUUCACCACCCCAUCUCCUGGACCUCAACAGCCUAGACACGCAAAGCCGGCUCCUAUCUCUGGCAUUGGCAUAUUUCACGCCCACCAGAGACGACUAUGCGACAGCAGAGUACCUGGAUUCGUUCAAUUGGACCGAAGUCUUCGAUCUCGUGAAAGCAUUCUCCGCGGCCGAGGGCCACACAUGGACAGCGCAGACUUUCUAUGUUGUGUCGUUCCGGUCAGUCCUGCAGCCUGGUGUUGAUAAUGACCAUCUGCAUGAUCUGGAUGCGUAUUCGCACCAGGAAGCUACCGCCAGCGGUGGGUUGCUGAAGUAUUGGUACGGAACCAAGAACGAGAAGCGACAGAAUCUGGCGACUUGCAUUUGGCGGCAUCGAAAUGAUGCGAGGUUGGGAGGUCGAGGCCCGUGGCAUGCCAAGGCUAGGGCGGCUGGAAGGGAGCUGUAUGAGGAGAUCGUGUUCUCAACUAUGAAGCUGGUCAUUGAGGAUGGGGUUUCUUCUUGGAGUAUGAGCAAAUGGACUGAUGCGGAUGAAUAA